Mucor velutinosus is the source of this 1089-nucleotide messenger RNA. RefSeq lists its product as uncharacterized. The transcript has 3 exons. Lineage: Eukaryota; Fungi; Mucoromycota; Mucoromycetes; Mucorales; Mucoraceae. The record is from RefSeq and is a predicted model, not a curated record. The coding region runs from base 1 to 1089 and encodes 362 amino acids.
AUGGAAGAGCCAUCAAAGAAGCAAAAACAAUCAGCAUUUGUUCGUUCUCGCAUUAAUGCCGACAAGGAGCUUUGGGACAAAGUAUCUAUAUUGAAACAAGAUUGUCGAACCGCUGGUGUGAUUCCUCGACUGGAGCCCAAUUUUAGGAAAGCAGAUACGCUCUCUGCUUAUCUUUGUAGCCCAUUAACUGAUCAUUUAUCGACUGGAUUUAUGGAUUUGGGAUGGGGCUGUGGCUACCGUAACUGUCAAAUGCUGAUGACAUUUCUGGAGAGACAGAAACAAGACGGCGAGCCGUUAUUGAAGAAUGUGCUCGAUAUAUCCGGCAUUCAGUUGCUAAUUGAAAAGGCAUGGCAAGAAGGCUUUGAUACAUUGGGUGCGGCUCAGUUGGAUCAUCAUGUAUUCAAGACCCGCAAAUGGAUUGGAACCACUGAAGUGUACACAUUGCUGGCCUAUCUCGGUAUUCGCUCAACUAUUAUAGACUUUCAUCAGCCAGGACCUCAGCAUCUACACCAUGAAUUGAUGGACUGGAUUCAAUCAUACUUUAUGGAUCCCACUACGCAGAAAAAAAGCACAAAGACUGUGUGUAUUACCAACAGACCGCCUCUUUAUUUGCAGCAUCAAGGACACAGCAGAACUGUGGUUGGCAUAGAGCUAUUAAAGUCCGGAAAAAGAAACUUGAUCAUGUUUGAUCCCGGAAGAAGAAUUCUUCGCAGUUAUAGAUCAUCACAAAAAGAACCCGCAUUGGAACCUGAGGAGCAUCACCGCAAUGACGAGGAGAAUGAAAAUAAGGAUCAAGAUGAUGAUGAAGAGGAGGAGAUCGAUAUAUUGAAUCACGAUGAUAGCAAAGAUGCUUCUUUGAGCAAAAGAUUUCUAGCUCGCUUCAAACACACCCCAUUGCCUUCUAGUCUACUGCGCCCAUUUAGAGUUGAUGACAAGUCCAUUGGAAAGCACAAACAGUACCAAGUUUUGGUGUUGGGCCAGGUGGAAUAUCAAAAUGGUAAAAUGGCUUGGGACUCGAAUAAGGGCUAUUUGUUGAAUGAAGACGAGAGAGAAAAGAUGAAAAAUGUUACCAGUCUAGCUGUCAUGUAA